Pieris macdunnoughi is the source of this 1839-nucleotide messenger RNA. The record is from the annotation of a GenBank genome assembly. NCBI's taxonomy places the organism in Eukaryota, Metazoa, Arthropoda, Insecta, Lepidoptera, Pieridae.
AUGUAUCGAAGAAAAGUUACUGGUUUUGUAAAGUCAUUUUUUUAUAGAGAACGGUCCUCUGUAUUCCUUCGAAAAGUGCCUGCAACCUUAAACAUUGAUUUCAAUCUUAAACAUACCAGUUCCAGGUUUUUAUGUAUUGGCAGUUAUGAUACGAAACCAGACUUAAUAGAUAAAACUCAGGAAAGCUGCUCAUUCACUUAUAGAACGCAUACUUGCGGCGAAUUACGGCCUUCUAAUAAAGGCGAAAAGGUUAUUUUAUGUGGUUGGGUUCAAUUUAUACGCUUAUCAAAGUUUCUUCUCCUAAGAGAUUCCUACGGACUUACACAAUGUACAAUAAAUGAUUCUAAUGUUAGUGUAACUGAUAUUCCACUUGAAACCAUUGUAAAAAUAUAUGGAACAGUUGUUCCUCGGCCCGAAAAUACUUCAAAUCCUAACAUGAAAACUGGAGAAAUUGAAGUAUCUAUAGAAAAUAUAGAAAUUUUAAAUCAUGUUGAGAAACUUCCUUUUAAUUUACGUGAGUACCAGAAGCCUAAAGAACAGCUUAGGCUUCAACAUCGCUACAUUGACUUAAGGUUUCCAGAAAUGCAGUAUAACUUGAGACAGAGAUCACUAAUGUUGCAUAAUAUGCGACGUUUUCUCAUUGAAAGGCAUAACUUUUGUGAAGUUGAAACACCCACAUUGUUUUGCCGGACUCCAGGAGGUGCACGAGAAUUUAUUGUGCCUACCCAUCAUUCUGGUUUAUUUUAUUCAUUAGUUCAAAGCCCACAACAGUUUAAACAAAUGUUAAUGUCUGGUGGUGUUGAUAGGUACUUUCAAGUGGCAAGAUGUUACAGAGAUGAAAGUACAAGACCUGAUAGGCAGCCAGAGUUCACCCAACUUGAUAUUGAGUUAUCCUUCACAACAUUAGAUGGAAUUUUAGCUAUGAUUGAAAACUUAUUACAUGAUACAUUCAUUAAGGACUUACCAAAACCUCCAUUCCACAGAAUGACAUAUAAGGAAGCUAUUGAAAACUAUGGUAGUGACAAGCCAAAUGUAACAUAUGAUUUAAGAUUAAAAAAUAUCUCCUACCUAUUUAAUGAAAAUCAUACUGUCUAUGCCAUUCCAUUUUCAAACAAAUUGGGUAAAUUAACUGCUAAAUAUAAAGAGAAGGUAAAGGAAUUACAAAAGAAAUACAGCGUGAAAGUUGUUUUGGACGAAUAUUUGAUGAAAGAGUUUGGUAAUGAAGUUACUAGUAAGAUAAAAAAUGUAAUAGGUGUUGAAAAUGCAGGAAUUCUAGCAGUUGGAGAAGAAGAAAAUGUAUGUUUGUGUUUAGGUGAAAUUCGCCAGUUUCUUGCACCCUUACUGGAAUCUAAACAAUUAUUACAUGUAGACAAUACAAUGAAACCGUUGUGGGUGGUUGACUUUCCUUUGUUUAUUAAAGGCGAAAACGGCUUGGAGACAUGUCACCAUCCCUUUACCGCUCCACAUCCUGAUGAUGUGCAUCUACUAGAUACAGAUCCUGAAAAUGUUAGAUCUUUGGCUUAUGAUUUAGUUCUAAAUGGAAAUGAAGUUGGAGGGGGUUCAAUUAGAAUUCAUAAUGCAAGGUUACAAGAAAAAAUUCUAAAGAUUUUAAAAAUAGACUCAAGUAAACUGAGCCAUUUCUUAGAUGCUUUAAGGAGUGGAUGUCCACCUCAUGGAGGAAUAGCUCUUGGGAUUGAUCGAUUAGUUUCCAUUGCUUGUAAUGCAGAGUCAAUAAGAGAUGUAAUUGCUUUUCCAAAAUCCCAUGAUGGCAAGGAUCCACUAUCAGGCGCUCCUAAUGUAAUAAGUGAAGAUGACAGAAAGUAUUACCACUUAAAAUAA